AUGUAUAUCAAGUUAACGAUAUUGUUUGCGCCGAUGGAUGGUGUGGGACACGUGAAUGCGUGCAUAGGUUUGGCUGAAGUGCUGCUGAGUCGGGGCCACAAAGUGGUGUUUGCUAUCGACCAGCCCUUUGCGGGAAAGUUAUCGCCGUUUGGUUUCAUCGAAGAGACAUUCACUUCAGAAGAAACAAAUGGUCAAAAGCCGGGAGAAAAUGGUGCCAAACAUUUGCUGGCGUCGGGUCUUCUCUCAGACGUAACGUCUUAUAAAUCGGCGGAAAUUAUGCAAAGUUUGCCGUUUUUUGAGAUAAUUGUGAACAAAAUGCGAGCCAAUGAACCACAGCUUAAGGCAAUUAUAGCCAAACAUAAUCCCGAUGUGUAUAUCAUCGAUGACUUCGCAGCCUCUCCGACACUAAUCCACUCAACCAAACCCUGGGUUUUUCUGUUUAGCGGAAAUCCAUUGUUUGUCAUCAAUGAUGAGAGGACUCCUCCCGGGACGUCGGGUUAUCAUUCAAACGGCGAUCAAAAGGAAUGGCAAAUAUUCAGAGAAUUGUCAAAAGAUAUGUUUAAAAAGUUAAACAUUAAGUACAAUGAAUGGAUGAAAGAGGAAGGAUAUCCCAUAAACACUGAAAAUAAAGGCAUUUCGGACUCGCCUUAUCUUAAUAUCUAUGGAUAUCCCGAAGAAUUGGAUUAUUUAGAUCUCAGACCACUUCCAGAAAAAUGGUUAAGAGUCGACGCAUUCAUGAGAAGAGGAGAGAAACAAGAGUUUAAAAUUCCCGAUAAAUUCCGUGACAGAGAUAUUGAGAAAAGUAAAUUAAUUUAC
Molecule: messenger RNA, 816 nt
Organism: Medioppia subpectinata
Lineage: Eukaryota; Metazoa; Arthropoda; Arachnida; Sarcoptiformes; Oppiidae
Source: the annotation of a GenBank genome assembly